Messenger RNA from Photinus pyralis (common eastern firefly), 3255 nucleotides. RefSeq lists its product as uncharacterized. The record is from RefSeq and is a predicted model, not a curated record. Bases 367 to 3255 code for a protein of 962 amino acids. NCBI's taxonomy places the organism in Eukaryota, Metazoa, Arthropoda, Insecta, Coleoptera, Lampyridae. The transcript is spliced from 11 exons.
CCUUUUAUUCUGUAUUUUGCCUUGACGCAAUAAAACACUCACAGUCUAUACAGUUUUGUGUUCGUCUUUUGUAUACGAAUAGAUUGUGACGCACAUCAACGAAUCCCGCAUUCCAUUCCAAAAAUAAACCACUUCUUACACUGUUGCAUUGUUUCUGCUUGUUGUGAGUUAUAAAUCGGUGGACUUGUUUGUAUUGUUUUCGCUAUUUACAGUAUUGUUAUUUUUUAUUAAAUUAAUCGUGUUUUACAUUUUUCGCGAGUGCAAGGUGAAUAACUUUUGAAGAUUUACGAGUGUUUUCGUUUAUUUGUGACUGAAAACUAUUUUUGAAUUAUCACACUAGACUAUUACAAUAAUUAGUUUUACACAAUGGGAAGAACUAAGAAGUAUUUGGGCACAAGCACUUCAAGAAAUCCAAAAACAAACACACGUGCUAAGAGAGCGAAGGAAGCUUGGGUUGAACGAAGGAAAAAAGCAACAGAGUCUAUUGAGCCAAUUGCUGAGUGUUCCCAUAUAUUAUACACUGUUGAAGAUAGGGACGAACCUCAAACAGCUACGGAACGUGUGAUUUCAGAUGUGGUGAUGGAUACUAUGGAUACAACAGCCCGCAAUGACAGCCAGAGUGAUACAUCCGACCUCACAUUACUACCUUCGACUUCCACGGGUAAAGGAUACGAGGGUACCGAAUCAUCUAUUACGAGACCAGAAUUAUCACGUAAGGUAUAUCCAGGAGCAAAAAAGCCUACAGCAAGUGCUGCUGCAUCCCGAAGUGAAUUUGGCAUUAUGAGUUCUAUGGAAUAUGAAAGCAUUAUGUCUCAUCAAUUGACGGUGGAAUCUGAAAAUCCGCCACCUGAAGCAAUAACGGGAAACCGAAUUGUGGAAGUUGGGUAUUUUGCACAGCAAAUUAUUAAUGCACAAUACGAACAUAUGAAAAUCUGUACAUUUGGAAAAUUGCAUUUGUAUAAUGAAUACAAUAGGGGAAUGGGAUUGGUGUCCUGUAUAAUCUUAAAGUGUGCAUCAUGUGAUCGUGAAUUUAAAAUAUUCACUGAAAAUCCUAAUAAACAAAGUUCCUCAUUGAUUGAUCAAUCAACAAUGAAUAUAGGGUCUGUGUGGGGAACUAUAGCUUCUGGAGGAUCAUACUCACAUAUGUGCGAAUAUCUUAGCGCAUUAGAUAUUCCUGUAAUGCAUGGUUCUCUGUUUUAUCAACUUGAGGACCAGUUAGGAGAAAUCUGGAAAGAAUCAUUGUGGAAAUCCAUGAAGGCAGCUGGUCUGAAAGAAAAAGAAAAUGCAAUUGCCAAUGGAAAUUUAUGUAAUGACGGCAUUCCAUGGAUAACUGUUUAUUUGGAUGGCUCCUGGAGUAAGCGGUCAUAUGGUCAUAACUACAAUGCACUUUCUGGCAUGGUUGCAAUCAUUGGCAAGUAUACAAAAAAAAUCCUCUAUUUGGGUGUACGCAAUCGAUACUGCUCAGUUUGUGCACGAGGAGAAAACGAAAGUGCAGAUAUCAAGAUGCACCAUUGUUUUAAAAACUGGAACAAAUCUGCUCCAGCUAUGGAAGCUGAUAUGGUGGUGGAGGGAUUUUGCCAAAGUGAAAAUACGCAUGGCGUGCGCUACGGUAAAUUUAUUGCUGAUGGUGAUUCUAGCACAUUCGCUAAAAUUAAAACAAAUGUGCCAUAUGGUAGCACUGUUAAAAAAGUAGAGUGCACAAACCACGCCUUAAAAAAUUAUGGAAAGCAUCUCCAUAAAAUAAAAAGUGAUACCAAAAUUAAUUUAAGUGGAAGAAGAUUAUUGACAGUGGAGAAAAUUAAGCUUUUAACAAAGCGGGCUAAAGCAAGCAUUUAUGAGCAUGCAAACGCUGAGAUGUCUGUGUCUUUUUUGAGAAAAGACUUAGAAAUUGGAUUUCUGCAUGUCUUUGGCGAUCAUAGUAAUUGCAGGGUAAAUAUAUGUAACACUGUAGGCGACGUUUCGAACAAUGCAGUUCCACAGUUAAAAGCGACUUCAAUGUAUGAUCAUAUCAAUGGAGCUUUGGAACUGCUUAUAAGAAAAGCUAAUUUGCUCAUUGAAAAUGAAAAUAAUAAUGCAGCAGAAUGUUUAAUGAAUAUUGUCUCUCGUUUUAAUAUGGGGAAGAGAGUUAAUUUGGUGCAACGUGGAUCAUACGAAAGACGAGUUUAUCUGGCAGCUUUGCGGUACAACAAAGCGUUUGAAUGGCCUAUUAGCCCUUGGAAGAAUGUGACAGGUGCCACAAUUGGUGAAAAUUAUCAACAGUUCAUCAAAACUAAUAUGGCGAUAAAAGAUAGCAAAGUACGGAGGAGAUUGGUCCAGAAAAAAGUUAGUCUCAAAAGGAAGAACAUUGUGAAACCUGUCACAAAGAUAGAUACAACUGCUUAUGGUCCAUCAGCAGAACAACCAGAAGAAGAAGAGCAAAAUAUCGAAGAAGAAUGUCAACGAUUAAUUCAACACUUGCAUGUGGAGGAGAAUGAAAUCCCUGCUAUUGCUGAGGCAACAAUGGGACAAUUUUUUAAUGAUGUGUACAUAAAGUUCAAAGAACGGCGCCUUACUGCAUCAAACUUCGGCAGAGUAGUUAAACGAAGGCCGUACACUCCUUGCCACGGAAUUGUCAAACAAUGCCUGGGGAAAAAUAUUUUUAGCACGGAAGCUACAGAGUAUGGCAUUUCCAAAGAAUCGGUGGCAAUAAAGGCAUUUGAAAAGAAGCAGAGUGUGACUGUAACAAACACUGGAUUGUGGAUACAUAAAGAUUAUGGAUUUUUAGGAGCAUCACCAGAUGGUCUUGUUGGUACAGACGCCAUCGUGGAAGUGAAAUGUCUGUACUCUUGUUCAAAAUUGGAGGAAACUGAUUUGGAAAAAAUAUUACUUUUAAAAAAAAACACCUGUUUGCAACUAAAGGAUGGCAAAAUAUCUUUAAACAGAAGACAUUCUUAUUACUAUCAAGUACAAGGCACCUUGAACAUUACCAAGAGGAGCAAAUGUUAUUUUGUUGUUUAUAUUAACGAUGCAGUUCCACUCUACAUAGAGGAGAUUGAAAUAGACAUUCAUUUUUGGGAACAUGAAAUGGUGCCAAUAUUAUUAACUUUUUACAAAAUGUGUAUUGCCCCAGAAAUUAUAAGAAACAAUAUCGGGAAGGGAAAAAAGUGUGUUGAUCCACAAUACAUAAUAGAUGCGAUAAAAAACCGUGAAGCACAGUUGAUGGAAGCGUGUAAGAAGAAGCGGAAAACCAAAGCAGAAAACCUCGCAGAAAACUAA